GGGUUCAAAUGCUGCGGCGGGACGCCCGGGGCGGAGCGGAGUGCUGACUGGCGGGGUCGGCUGAGCUGGGGAGAUGUUGAAGUUCAAGUAUGGAGCACGGAAUCUGCCGGACGCUGGUGCUGCAGAAUCCAUUGCCAGCCGGGCCUCCAGGUUGAAUCUUUUCUUCCAGGGGAAACCACCCUUCAUGACUCAACAGCAGAUGUCUCCUCUUUCCCGAGAAGGGAUAUUAGAUGCCCUCUUUGUUCUCUUUAAAGAAUGCAGUCAGCCUGCUCUGAUGAAGAUUAAGCACGUGAGCAACUUUGUCCAGAAGUAUUCUGACAUCGUAGCUGAGUUGCAGGAGCUCCAGCCUUCAGCAAAGGACUUUGAAGGGAGAAGUGUGGUAGGUUGCGGUAACUUUGCCGAAGUGCAGGUGGUCAGAGAGAAAGCGACCGGGGACAUCUAUGCCAUGAAAGUCAUGAAGAAGAAGGCUUUGUUGGCCCAGGAGCAGGUUUCAUAUUUUGAGGAAGAACAGAACAUAUUAUCUCAGAGCACAAGCCCUUGGAUCCCCCGGUUGCAGUAUGCCUUUCAAGACAAAAAUAAUCUUUAUCUGGUCAUGGAAUAUCAGCCUGGAGGGGAUUUGCUGUCACUUUUGAACAGAUAUGAGGACCAAUUAGAUGAAAAUAUGAUUCAGUUUUACCUAGCUGAACUCAUUUUGGCUGUUCACAGCGUUCAUCAGAUGGGAUAUGUACAUCGAGACAUCAAGCCCGAGAACAUCCUCAUUGACCGAAUGGGACACAUCAAGCUGGUGGAUUUUGGAUCAGCUGCUAAAAUGAACUCAAAUAAGAUGGUGAAUGCCAAACUCCCAGUUGGGACCCCAGAUUACAUGGCCCCUGAAGUGUUGACCGUCAUGAAUGGGGAUGGAAAAGGUGCCUAUGGCCUAGACUGUGAUUGGUGGUCAGUGGGAGUUAUUGCUUAUGAGAUGGUUUAUGGAAGGUCCCCAUUCACUGAGGGAACCUCAGCCAGAACCUUCAGUAACAUCAUGAAUUUCCAGCGGUUUUUGAAGUUUCCAGAUGAUCCCAAAGUUAGCAGUGAAUUACUUGAUCUGAUCCAAAGUUUGUUGUGUGGCCAGAAAGAGAGACUGAAGUUUGAAGGCCUUUGCUGUCAUCCUUUCUUCUCUAAAAUCAACUGGAGUGACAUUCGAAACUCUCCUCCCCCCUUCGUUCCCACCCUCAAGUCUGAUGAUGACACCUCCAAUUUUGAUGAACCAGAGAAGAAUUCGUGGGUUUCAUCCUCUCCGUGCCAGCUGAACCCCUCAGGUUUCUCAGGAGAAGAACUGCCGUUUGUGGGGUUUUCGUAUAGCAAGGCACUGGGAAUUCUUGGUAGAUCUGAGUCUGUUGUGUCAAGUCUGGACUCCCCUGCCAAGACUAGCUCCAUGGAAAAGAAACUUCUCAUCAAAAGCAAAGAGCUGCAGGACUCCCAGGACAAGUGUCACAAGAUGGAGCAGGAAAUGACCCGGUUACAUCGGAGAGUGUCAGAGGUGGAGGCUGUGCUUAGUCAGAAGGAGGUGGAGCUGAAGGCCUCUGAGACUCAGAGAUCCCUCCUGGAGCAGGACCUUGCUACCUACAUCACAGAGUGCAGUAGCUUAAAGCGAAGUUUGGAGCAAGCACGGAUGGAGGUGUCCCAGGAGGACGACAAAGCACUGCAGCUUCUCCACGAUAUCAGAGAGCAGAGCCGGAAGCUCCAAGAAAUCAAAGAGCAGGAGUACCAGGCUCAAGUGGAAGAAAUGAGGUUAAUGAUGAAUCAGUUGGAAGAGGACCUGGUUUCGGCCAGAAGACGGAGUGAUCUCUAUGAAUCGGAGCUCAGAGAGUCUCGGCUGGCUGCCGAAGAGUUCAAGCGGAAAGCAACAGAAUGUCAGCAUAAAUUGAUGAAGACUAAAGAUCAAGGGAAGCCUGAAGUGGGAGAAUAUGCCAAACUGGAGAAGAUCAAUGCUGAGCAGCAGCUCAAAAUUCAGGAGCUCCAAGAGAAGCUGGAAAAGGCCGUGAAAGCCAGCACGGAGGCCACCGAGCUUCUGCAGAACAUCCGCCAGGCGAAGGAGCGGGCUGAGCGCGAGCUGGAGAAGCUGCACAACCGCGAGGACUCUUCCGAAGGCAUCAAGAAGAAGCUGGUGGAAGCCGAGGAACGCCGCCACUCUCUGGAGAACAAGGUAAAGAGGCUAGAGACCAUGGAGCGUAGAGAAAACAGACUGAAGGAUGACAUCCAGACAAAGUCCCAACAGAUCCAGCAGAUGGCUGAUAAAAUUCUGGAACUGGAGGAGAAGCACCGAGAAGCCCAGGUCUCAGCCCAGCACCUGGAGGUGCACCUGAAACAGAAAGAACAGCACUACGAGGAAAAAAUUAAAGUGUUGGACAAUCAGAUAAAGAAAGACCUAGCCGACAAGGAGACUUUGGAGAAUCUGAUGCAGAGACACGAAGAGGAGGCCCACGAGAAAGGCAAGAUUCUCAGCGAGCAGAAGGCGAUGAUCAACGCCAUGGAUUCCAAGAUCAGAUCCCUGGAACAGAGGAUAGUGGAACUGUCGGAAGCCAAUAAACUUGCGGCAAACAGCAGUCUCUUUACCCAGAGGAACAUGAAGGCCCAGGAAGAAAUGAUUUCAGAACUCAGGCAGCAGAAGUUUUACCUGGAGACACAGGCUGGGAAACUGGAGGCCCAGAACCGGAAGCUGGAGGAGCAGCUGGAAAAAAUCAGCCACCAAGACCACAGCGACAAGAAUCGUCUGCUGGAGCUGGAGACCAGGCUGAGGGAGGUCAGUCUAGAGCAUGAGGAGCAGAAACUGGAGCUCAAGCGUCAGCUCACGGAGCUGCAGCUCUCUCUGCAGGAGCGCGAGUCUCAGCUGACAGCCCUGCAGGCAGCCCGGGCAGCUCUGGAGAGCCAGCUCCGCCAGGCAAAGACAGAGCUGGAAGAGACAACAGCGGAAGCAGAAGAAGAGAUCCAGGCGCUCACGGCACAUAGAGAUGAAAUCCAGCGCAAAUUUGAUGCCCUUCGUAACAGCUGUACUGUAAUCACAGACCUGGAGGAGCAGCUAAACCAGCUGACGGAGGACAAUGCUGAGCUCAACAACCAAAAUUUCUACUUGUCCAAACAACUUGAUGAGGCCUCUGGCGCCAGUGAUGAGAUCGUACAGCUGCGAAGUGAAGUAGACCAUCUCCGCCGCGAGAUCACGGAGAGGGAGAUGCAGCUCACCAGCCAGAAGCAAACGAUGGAGGCUCUGAAGACUACCUGCACGAUGCUGGAGGAGCAGGUCAUGGACCUGGAAGCCCUGAACGACGAGCUGCUGGAAAAAGAGCGGCAGUGGGAGGCCUGGAGGAGCGUCCUUGGUGACGAGAAGUCCCAGUUUGAGUGUCGGGUUCGAGAAUUACAGAGGAUGCUGGACACUGAGAAGCAGAGCAGGGCGAGGGCCGAUCAGCGGAUCACCGAGUCGCGCCAGGUGGUCGAGCUAGCAGUGAAGGAGCACAAGGCUGAGAUUCUGGCCCUGCAGCAGGCUCUCAAGGAACAGAAGCUGAAGGCCGAGAGUCUCUCCGACAAGCUCAAUGACCUGGAGAAGAAACACGCCAUGCUUGAAAUGAAUGCCCGAAGUUUACAACAGAAGCUGGAGACGGAACGAGAGCUCAAACAAAGGCUUCUGGAAGAGCAAGCCAAGUUACAGCAGCAGAUGGACAUGCAAAAGAGUCAUAUUUUCCGUCUGACUCAAGGGCUACAGGAAGCUCUAGAUCGGGCUGAUCUGCUGAAGACAGAAAGGAGUGAUCUGGAAUAUCAGCUAGAGAACAUUCAGGUUCUCUAUUCUCAUGAAAAGGUGAAAAUGGAAGGCACUAUUUCGCAACAAACCAAACUCAUCGAUUUUCUGCAAGCCAAAAUGGACCAACCUGCUAAAAAGAAAAAGGGUUUAUUUAGUCGACGGAAAGAGGACCCUGCUUUGCCCACACAGGUUCCUCUGCAGUACAAUGAGCUGAAGGUGGCUCUGGAGAAGGAGAAAGCUCGCUGCGCGGAGCUCGAGGAAGCCCUGCAGAAGACCCGCAUCGAGCUCCGCUCCGCCCGGGAGGAAGCAGCCCACCGGAAAGCCGCAGACCACCCGCACCCGUCCACGCCGGCCACCGCCAGGCAGCAGAUCGCCAUGUCCGCCAUUGUGCGGUCGCCCGAGCACCAGCCCAGCGCCCUGAGCCUGCUCGCCCCGCCGUCCAGCCGCAGGAAGGAGUCUUCGACUCCAGAGGAAUUCAGCCGACGUCUUAAGGAGCGCAUGCACCACAACAUUCCUCACCGGUUCAAUGUAGGACUGAACAUGCGAGCCACGCAGUGCGCUGUGUGUCUGGAUACCGUGCACUUUGGGCGCCAGGCAUCCAAGUGUCUUGAAUGUCAGGUCAUGUGUCAUCCCAAGUGCUCCACGUGCUUGCCGGCCACCUGUGGCCUGCCAGCCGAAUAUGCCACGCACUUCACUGAGGCCUUCUGCCGUGACAAAAUGAACUCCCCGGGUCUCCAGACCAAGGAGCCCAGCAGCGGCUUGCACCUGGAAGGGUGGAUGAAGGUGCCCAGGAAUAACAAACGAGGACAGCAAGGCUGGGACAGGAAGUACAUCGUCCUGGAGGGCUCGAAAGUCCUCAUUUACGACAGUGAAGCCAGAGAAGCUGGACAGAGGCCGGCGGAAGAAUUUGAGCUGUGCCUUCCCGACGGGGACGUGUCUAUUCAUGGCGCCGUUGGUGCUUCUGAACUCGCAAACACAGCCAAAGCAGAUGUCCCCUACGUGCUGAAGAUGGAAUCUCACCCGCACACCACCUGCUGGCCCGGGAGAACCCUCUACUUGCUGGCUCCCAGCUUUCCCGACAAGCAGCGCUGGGUCACCGCCUUAGAGUCAGUUGUCGCAGGUGGGAGAGUGUCUAGGGAAAAGGCAGAAGCCGAUGCUAAAUUGCUUGGAAACUCCCUGCUGAAACUGGAAGGCGAUGACCGGCUCGACAUGAACUGCACGCUGCCCUUCAGCGACCAGGUGGUGCUGGUGGGCACCGAGGAAGGGCUGUACGCGCUGAAUGUCUUGAAGAACUCCCUCACCCACGUCCCAGGGAUCGGAGCGGUCUUCCAGAUUUACAUCAUCAAGGACCUGGAGAAGCUCCUCAUGAUUGCAGGAGAAGAGCGGGCCCUGUGUCUCGUGGACGUGAAGAAAGUGAAACAGUCCCUCGCACAGUCUCACCUUCCCGCCCAGCCGGACAUCUCACCCAACAUCUUCGAAGCCGUCAAGGGCUGCCACUUGUUUGCUGCCGGCAAGAUUGAGAGCGGGCUCUGCAUCUGUGCGGCCAUGCCCAACAAAGUUGUCAUUCUCCGCUACAACGAAAACCUCAGCAAGUACUGCAUUCGGAAAGAGAUCGAGACCUCGGAGCCCUGCAGCUGUGUCCACUUCACCAACUACAGUAUCCUCAUCGGAACCAAUAAAUUCUACGAGAUUGACAUGAAGCAGUACACGCUGGAGGAAUUCCUGGAUAAGAACGACCAUUCUUUGGCGCCUGCCGUGUUUGCCUCCUCUUCCCACAGUUUCCCCGUGUCCAUCAUGCAGGUGAACGGCGCGGGGCAGCGGGAGGAGUUCCUGCUCUGCUUCCAUGAGUUUGGGGUGUUCGUGGAUUCUUACGGAAGACGCAGCCGCACAGAUGAUCUCAAGUGGAGUCGCUUACCUUUGGCCUUCGCCUACAGAGAACCUUAUCUGUUUGUGACCCACUUCAACUCACUCGAAGUAAUUGAGAUCCAGGCCCGCUCCUCUCUAGGGACCCCUGCCCGAGCGUACUUGGAAAUCCCGAACCCACGCUACCUGGGCCCUGCAAUUUCCUCGGGAGCUAUUUACCUGGCGUCCUCGUAUCAGGAUAAAUUAAGGGUCAUCUGCUGCAAAGGAAACCUCGUGAAGGAGACCGGCACUGACCAGCACCGGGGCCCGUCCACCUCCCGCAGCCCCAACAAGCGAGGCCCGCCGACGUACAACGAGCACAUCACUAAGCGUGUGGCCUCCAGCCCGGCGCCCCCUGAAGGCCCCAGCCACCCGCGAGAGCCCGGCACGCCCCACCGCUACCGCGAGGGGCGGACGGAGCUGCGCAGGGACAAGUCUCCGGGCCGCCCCCUGGAGCGGGAGAAGUCCCCCGGCCGGAUGCUCAGCACGCGCAGGGAGCGCUCCCCCGGGAGGCUGUUUGAGGACGGCAGCAGGGGCCGGCUGCCCGUGGGAGCCGUGAGGACCCCGCUGUCCCAGGUCAACAAGGUGAGUGAGGUGCCCUCCUCAUCCCCGAGGGGCCACUGUUGUAGGGAAGGGGCGCCGCUACUGUACUUCGGAGUCUGCGGGACUUAAGCUUAGGAAGAGAACGUCUUAUGAAGGGGCUUCCUGCUGCACAGAUGGAUAAUGUGUGCGCCUCAAACCGUAACAGCUGCCAGGGCUAUGGCGUUCCCUUUCCGGAGGCAGCCAGCGUGCAGUUUCUAGAGAGCCUCUCUGCAUACAAACAAAUACAGACGUGUAGUCACCCUUCUUAAACGCUAUUCAAAAGGUUUGAUGCCUUACUUUUUCAAACACAUAUACAUCAACAGUUUCUCUGGAAGGCUACACCGAACUGGUAACAGUGGUUGCCUUCUAGAAGAACUCCAAACCUUUCAAAAUUUUUAAAUCACGUGCAUGUAUUUACUACCUGUGUAAUUUUUAGGUUAGCAACUGAGAAGAUGAUGGAGGGAUGUGCCGAAGACUAGGGGCCCCCCAAGUGCACGGGGAGGCUCCAGAGCAUGGUGUCUCCUCAGCAGGCCAGCCGGUUCCAGGGGCCAGUUUUCUGGAUUGCACUCUCCUGCUGCCACCCGCAGUUCACUGUUGGCACCCCUGCUGCUACAGGGAGGGGGGAAAAGCCGUUUAAAUGCUUUUCCUUAUCUCCUCUGAUUUAUGGAUAAAAUGGGGUGCGUAACAGUAGUCCUGCUGCCAUCCGCAGUUCACUGUUGGCACCCCUGCUGCUACAAGGAGGGGGGAAAAGCCGUUUAAAUGCUUUUCCUUAUCUCCUCUGAUUUAUGGAUAAAAUGGGGUGCAUAACAGAAGUACUUACGUAGUGUUGGGGACUCUGCGGUGAGUUCCGCAAGCUCAGCUCACGGCAGGAAGGCGAGGCCUCGUGCUCCUGCACACCCCAGUCUGGGCUUCCUGUUUGCAAAGUGAGCACAGCGGUUUCUGACCUCUGAUGGCAAAACCCCCUCCUCCUCCUAGGUCUGGGACCAGUCUUCAGUAUAAAUCUCAGCCAGAAAACCCAACUCCUCUUGAACUGCAGGAAAACACCAACCGCACUAUGGAACGCUGCUGAAGGGGGGACCCCAGUGCCCACGGCACAGCUGGACCCAGACCCGCCUCAGCACGGACACACCCUGCAGCCAGGAGGGGCGUGGGGCUCCUGGGAGCUGCCGGCACCCUCCUGCAGUCUACCCUCUUUGCACUUUGUUACUCUUUCAAAGCAUUCAUAAACUUUUGUACCUAGCUCUAGCCUGUACCCGUUCAUCACAGGAAACCAACCGGGGGCUAACUACGACGUGGUUAGAAUCCUAAUAGCUACUUUAAGAUCCUAGGGUUGGUUGGGUUUUUGUUUUCCUGUUUUAUUUUUAUUUAUUUAUUUUUUAAAGACAAGAGACUUCUUAAUAGAUUUGAAUAGCACCGUAUUUCCUGUUGUAGUCAUUUGUAGCAGGUCACACAAUCAGGUCUUUACUACCGACAUGUAUCGUAGAAGAGCCCCUGCCACUGGCUAACCUCCCACGCUCACCUAGGUCCACUCUCCUUCCAGUCCAUCCUCACAGAUGGCCCUGUCUUACCCAGGGUGACAUCUUAGCCAAAUGUUUACCGUUCUCAUUGCCUUUGAUGGCCUUGACGACUUCCCCUCCCACCAGCUGCGAAUGUACGGAGGCCAUCGGGCCCGGCUCACAGGCAGUGACUUGGGGCCAAGGGGCCACGAGGAGCUCUUCCCUCUCUGCCCCUCAGCGUCACCCACCGGCCUGCUGUCUCCACUUUCCAUGUAGCUCUGGCCAGGAAAGCAUGCAACAGACUCGCUCUGAGCCCAGCACCAAUGGGGGUCCAGGAGGGGGCCGGGGGCACUCACCUCCUGUCCUGAUGGCGCACUCUCCCUGGCUCCCCGGGCUGGGAAGAGCGCCCCAGGAGUUCUGCAUGGCGGUUCACUGCAUGCGCUGCCCCCCGACCUGGCUGCCCCCUUGGGUUGCUCUGCCAAUGCACUAGUUCCAUCCCACAGCUCCCGCCGAACCGACACCCUCUGGGACUUGCCAACUCACCGGCCACAAGCUGCAGUCUGUAGCACUGAACAAACAAAAACCAAACGCUCAAGCCUUACGACCAGAGAAGGAUUUCAGCAAACCACACCUCACACUUCCACACCUCCCUGCCGACGCCCGCGCGGACAACUCUGCUCACACACAAUCCACCAGGUUCUACCCCAUGAAAACUGUGACUUCCCAAACGAGCCUCUCCCUAGGGCUAGACUAAGACCAGGAAGUUCGAGAAGGAAGCCGCAGCUCAACUCUCCCAUCCCAGCCGGGCGGGGAAGCCCUCCUUAGGUGCCGUGCGGCUCACCCAGUUUCUCUCUCCCCUCCGGCGGUGCGAGGUUCCUGGCAACUGGUAAAGAACCAACUAGAGGCUUCGCAGUUGGCAAGCUAACUAGCGGCCUUAUUUCUGCCUUUAAUCUCCCACCAGGCCUCUCUUGCUUCUCCACACCUCAAAGCACCAGGGCACAUCCUAGGUAAGCUGACAGGUAGACCUGUUCCCACCGCAGCUGGCGAACGUGACCGUGUUUUAACCCCCGUGUCCACGGUUCAGCUCACUUUCCAGAUUGCAACCUGGCCUGAGUCCCAGCUCCUUCCUGCUCGUCUCUUAACCGAAGUGCUUUCUUGUUUGAGACGCCCACGGCCCUUCCUCCACGUUGUCGCAUCCUUGGCCGGUGUCAUGCUGUCGUGUUCUAUGUGUUGCUUCGUCUUUGGGGUCACACUGCAUCCCCUCCCUUCUCCAGGGCAGAGCUGACUGAAUGUUUGCUGAAGUUUCUGUCUCUUGGUCCACAAGUAUUUGGAGAGGUCACUGGAAAUUGGUGUUUCAGUCUUGGCAUCUCAUUUAGGAUCUCCACGAGAAAUGGGCUUCUUAGCCCUCAAAGUGUAUAUCGUGUGUCUCAUUUGUGAAAUGCUUCCUUGCUAUAGAACUAGCUCAAAGACUGUACAUAUUUACAAGAAACUUUAUAUUCGUAAAAAAAAAAAAAGGAAAUUGAAUUGGUUUCUACUUUUUUAUUGUAAAAGGUGCAUUUUUCAACUCUUACUUUUGGUUUCAACGGUGGUAGUUGUGGACAGCCAUCUUCACUGGAGUGCGGGGAGCUCCGUGUCACUACGGAGAUGCCAGCAGGAAAUAUCGUAACACGAAACCGCAGUCAAAGCUUACUAGCAUAAAUAAGAUUCUAGGUCCAAAAGUACAGGCUUUUUCUUCAUUACCUUUUUUAUUCAGAACGAGGAAAAGAUCACAAGGAACGGUUCAAGAUCCACCUUGAGAGGAAUGAACUCUGUUGAACAAAUAGUCAAAUAAAGCAAUGAUCUAAAAUGUU
Molecule: messenger RNA, 9599 nt
Organism: Orcinus orca (killer whale)
Lineage: Eukaryota; Metazoa; Chordata; Mammalia; Artiodactyla; Delphinidae
Gene: CIT
Product: citron rho-interacting serine/threonine kinase
Exons: 47
Coding region: 74-6343 (2089 amino acids)
Biological process (GO): mitotic cytokinesis; peptidyl-threonine phosphorylation; actomyosin structure organization
Cellular component (GO): cytoskeleton; cytoplasm
Molecular function (GO): ATP binding; protein serine/threonine kinase activity
Source: RefSeq, a predicted model, not a curated record